Messenger RNA from Drosophila sechellia, 1229 nucleotides. RefSeq names its product replication factor C subunit 4. Gene Ontology annotation, cellular component: nucleus; DNA replication factor C complex. The record is from RefSeq and is a predicted model, not a curated record. Gene Ontology annotation, biological process: DNA repair; DNA-templated DNA replication. Gene Ontology annotation, molecular function: ATP binding; DNA clamp loader activity; ATP hydrolysis activity. NCBI's taxonomy places the organism in Eukaryota, Metazoa, Arthropoda, Insecta, Diptera, Drosophilidae. The transcript is spliced from 3 exons. The coding region runs from base 85 to 1146 and encodes 353 amino acids.
CAACUCGUUAUCGAUAAACGCGCGGUAAACUUGCAUUUGCGUCCUGCUUUAUUUAUAAUUUUGUCAAGAAACAAGGAAACCGGUAUGCAAGCCUUUUUGAAAACGGGAAAAUCAACGGCGGGAACCGGAGACAAGAGCCAGGGUGCUCCAGCGGCGCGGCGCAAGCCACCGGCUCCGUGGGUGGAGAAAUACCGGCCACGCAACGUGGAUGAUGUGGUGGAGCAGUCCGAGGUGGUGGCCGUGCUGCGCAAGUGCGUUGAAGGCGGGGACCUGCCCAAUAUGCUGCUCUAUGGACCGCCCGGAACGGGCAAGACCAGCACGAUCCUGGCUGCCAGCCGGCAGAUCUUCGGCGACAUGUUCAAGGACCGCAUCCUCGAGCUGAACGCCUCCGACGAGCGUGGCAUCAAUGUGGUGCGCACCAAGAUCAAGAACUUCUCGCAGAUUUCGGCCAGCAGUGUGCGUCCGGACGGUAAGCCGUGUCCGCCCUUUAAGAUCAUCAUUCUGGACGAGGCCGAUUCGAUGACCCAUGCCGCACAGUCGGCGCUGCGUCGCACCAUGGAGAAGGAGAGCCGGAGCACCCGCUUCUGCCUGAUCUGCAACUAUGUGUCCCGAAUUAUCGUGCCCAUCACGUCGCGUUGCUCGAAAUUUCGCUUCAAGGCGCUGGGCGAAGACAAGGUGAUCGAUCGGCUGAAGUACAUUUGCGAGAUGGAGGGGGUAAAGAUCGAGGACGAUGCCUAUAAAUCCAUUGUCAAAAUUUCCGGCGGAGAUCUGCGCCGCGCUAUCACCACCUUGCAGUCCUGCUACCGCCUUAAAGGGCCCGAGCACGUCAUCAACACUGCCGAUCUGUUCGAGAUGUCGGGCGUUAUACCGGAGUACUAUCUGGAGGACUACCUAGAGAUCUGUCGCUCUGGAAACUACGAGCGCCUGGAGCAGUUCGUGCGGGAGAUCGGCUUCUCCGCCUACAGCGUUGGGCAAAUGAUGGAACAGUUCGUCGAGUUCAUUGUCCAUCAUCCGGGGCUGAAUGAUCCGCAAAAGGCCACGAUCUGCGAUAAGCUGGGCGAAUGCUGCUUUCGACUGCAGGACGGCGGCUCCGAGUAUCUGCAGAUCAUGGACCUUGGCUGCUGCAUCAUCUUAGCUUUAAAGUAACCUCAUCCCACUCAGCACAUUCAUUACAUGUAUUUUUUUUUCGCGACUGAAGUCUAAAACAAAUGGUGUAUUUAAUAUGAAAA